GGGGCGGCUCGGGAAGGCCUGGAUGUAGAAGGAGGCAGAGAUCAACCAGGGCACUGUGAAGGUGAAGAGGCCUCCCUGAUCGAUUCGUUCUGACUGGUGGGGGUUUCUCAGCAUCCUGUGAUGACGCCCUGGAGGAAGGUGGCUCACCUAGCAGCGAGGGGGCGAAGUCUAGCGACAGCAGCACCCUCUGAGCAUGGAGCUGGUUCAGGCAGCCGGACCUGGAAGAUCCUGAGCUUUGUGGUGGCGUUUCCUGGCGUGGUGGUGUGCAUGCUGAACGUUUGGCUGCGGAAGCAGAACCAUCCGCACGAACGGCCUGAAUUCGUUCCCUAUAACCACCUGCGUCUCCGGACAAAGCCCUUCCCCUGGGGUGAUGGAAACCACACUCUUUUCCAUAACCCUCACGUCAACCCGCUGCCCACGGGCUAUGAAGACGAAGGUGGCCACCACUGAACUACCGACAUUUUCUCUUUCUCUGCCGCUGACUGGGAGAGGUGGACAAACUCCUGUGCACCCGCAGCAGCACUUCGAGACAAAUCUCCUAGAUAGGAGACAAUUAAAAACACGGUUGGACCGCUG
Molecule: messenger RNA, 576 nt
Organism: Sphaerodactylus townsendi
Lineage: Eukaryota; Metazoa; Chordata; Lepidosauria; Squamata; Sphaerodactylidae
Product: cytochrome c oxidase subunit 6A2, mitochondrial
Exons: 3
Coding region: 121-450 (109 amino acids)
Biological process (GO): mitochondrial electron transport, cytochrome c to oxygen
Cellular component (GO): mitochondrial inner membrane
Molecular function (GO): enzyme regulator activity
Source: RefSeq, a predicted model, not a curated record